This is a messenger RNA of Sporothrix schenckii 1099-18, 489 nucleotides long. RefSeq lists its product as uncharacterized. The record is from RefSeq and is a predicted model, not a curated record. Lineage: Eukaryota; Fungi; Ascomycota; Sordariomycetes; Ophiostomatales; Ophiostomataceae. The transcript has a single exon. The coding region runs from base 1 to 489 and encodes 162 amino acids.
AUGGUCCGCGGUCUCUUUGCUGUUGCAGCUCUGGCUGCCUCUGCCGCCGCCGAGGCGCACGUUACCGCUCUGGCCCGCCGCAUUUCCGGCAACCAGCUCAGCUCCGCCCUCGAAAACUUUAGUACAGGGGAGCUUUCUAUUGGCGGCGACGGCUCCGGCAAUGGUAGCAGUGCCGUUGUCGUGAUCAAUGGCAGCACCGUCAAUGGCGGCACCCAGACGACAGAGACCGAGUCGAGCGCCGCGACACAGAGUGCAGCAGGCGGCUCCAGCCCCACGGCCACGCCCACGGCCACCGACGGCAAUGGCAACACCCAGUCGCCGACAAACACCCAGAACGGCGGUACCCCCGCGGCGACCACGUCGAAGUCGGCAGCCGCCGCUUCGCUUGGCCGUGGCAGCGGCAUGGGCGCCGGUGGCAUCUUUGGCCUGACCUCGGUCGUGGCCGGCCUGGUCGGAGGCGCUACCAUCGUCAUUGCGGCGGCUCUCUAA